Molecule: messenger RNA, 485 nt
Organism: Lactuca sativa (garden lettuce)
Lineage: Eukaryota; Viridiplantae; Streptophyta; Magnoliopsida; Asterales; Asteraceae
Product: EPIDERMAL PATTERNING FACTOR-like protein 6
Biological process (GO): stomatal complex development; guard cell differentiation
Source: RefSeq, a predicted model, not a curated record
ACAAUUCUCUUUGAAAUGGAUAAAAGAAUUUUGUUGUUUCUGAUUAUAGUUUGGCAUAUGAUGAUGAUGAUGAUGAGUGGUGUAUGUGCAAGAAAUAUACGUUUUCCACCUUCACAUGAUACACUUAAACAAGGUGAAAUUUUACCAUCUCCUCAACCACCUUUUCUCAUGCGACAGGGAAUUGGUAGCAUUGGGAAUAUGGUGAAGGAAGAAGAAGGCCUAAGUAGACUUGGGUCAAGACCACCAAGAUGUGAACACAAGUGCAGAGGGUGCACCCCAUGUUUCCCGAUUCAAGUCCCUACAGCUCAAGUUGGUCCACAAUAUGCCAACUAUGAGCCUGAAGGCUGGAAAUGUAAAUGUGGCUCUAUUUUCUUUAACCCUUGAACUUCUUUUUGUUUGUCAAAAGUGGUCCUAAUUCCUUUGUCUUACAUGUACAAUUUUCCUUUUUCCUUAAUCAAUGCCAUAAUUAAUUAAUUUAUGUUUAA